Molecule: messenger RNA, 3070 nt
Organism: Trichosurus vulpecula (common brushtail)
Lineage: Eukaryota; Metazoa; Chordata; Mammalia; Diprotodontia; Phalangeridae
Gene: NEGR1
Product: neuronal growth regulator 1
Cellular component (GO): neuron projection
Source: RefSeq, a predicted model, not a curated record
GAAAAGGAGGAGGAGGAGUGUGGCGGGAAGGGGUGGCUGGCCAGGGAGGGAGCCAAGAGUAGGAGUAUUAGGUUGUGGUGGUGGUGGAGAAAAGAGGGAACCCUAACGACCGAAAAAAAAUCAGAGAAAAACCAGGAGAAAAACGCACACACACACACACACACACACACACACACGCACACGCGCGCGCACACACACAGACACAUCCCCACCAAACUGUGGAGCUGUGGAGUGCCGCCUGCUUCCCGGGAGAGGACUCGCGAGCGCCAGGGGGUGGGGGACGGAGAGCUGGAGGCUGCCGGAGAGUGGGGAGCAGCCCUAGCAGGGAUGGACAUCAUGAUGCUGGUGCAGGGCGCUUGCUGCUCGAACCAGUGGCUGGCCGCGGUGCUGCUGAGCCUCUGCUGUCUGCUGCCUUCCUGCCUCCCGGCUGGACAGAGUAUGGACUUGCCUUGGCCGGCAGUGGACAACCUGAUGGUCAGAAAGGGGGACACGGCGGUGCUUAGGUGUUAUUUGGAAGAUGGAGCUUCAAAGGGUGCCUGGCUGAACCGGUCAAGUAUUAUUUUUGCGGGAGGUGAUAAGUGGUCGGUGGAUCCUCGAGUUUCAAUUUCCACAUUAAAUAAAAGGGACUACAGCCUCCAGAUACAGAAUGUCGAUGUGACAGAUGAUGGGCCAUACACGUGUUCUGUGCAGACUCAACACACGCCUCGAACAAUGCAGGUGCACUUAACGGUACAAGUUCCUCCGAAGAUAUAUGACAUCUCAACUGACAUGACUGUCAAUGAAGGAACCAAUGUCACCCUUACUUGCCUGGCAACUGGGAAACCAGAGCCUUCCAUUUCUUGGAGACAUAUCUCCCCAUCAGCAAAACCAUUUGAGAGCGGGCAAUAUUUGGACAUCUACGGCAUCACGAGGGACCAGGCCGGGGAAUACGAGUGUGGGGCGCAGAAUGACGUGUCCUUCCCAGAUGUGAAAAAAGUUAAAAUUGUCGUGAACUUUGCUCCCACAAUCCAGGAAAUCAAAUCCGGCACAGUGGCCCCUGGACGCAGCGGAUUGAUAAGGUGUGAAGGUGCUGGUGUGCCACCUCCAGCCUUCGAGUGGUACAAAGGAGAGAAGAAGCUCUUCAAUGGUCAACAAGGAAUCAUCAUUCAAAACUUUAGCACAAGAUCCAUCCUCACCGUCACCAACGUCACACAGGAGCACUUUGGGAACUACACGUGUGUGGCUGCGAAUAAGCUGGGCACGACCAAUGCUAGCUUGCCUCUUAACCCUCCAAGUACAGCCCAGUAUGGAAUCACCGGAAGCGCUGAAGUCGUGUUCUCCUGCUGGUCCCUGGUCUUGUCACUGCCCUCUCUCACCAGCAUACUCUACCUGAAGGACAUCAUUCUACAAUAAACGUCCAGAUCCAUAAAAGGCUUUUAAGGAUUCUCUGAAAGUGCUGAUGACUGGAUCCAAUCUGGUACCGUUAGUUCAGAGCAGCGUGGGAUGUAAUCAGCAGUGCUUACAUGGGGAAUGAUCGCCUUCUGUAGAAUUGCUCAUUAUGUAAAUACUUUAAUUCGACUCCUUUUUUGAUUAGCUGCAUUACCGUGCACAUUGUCCUUUUUUUAAGACGUGCGAGCUCUGAAAUUACUUUUAGAGGAUAUUAAUUGUGAUUUCAUGUUUGUAAGCGACAACUUUUCAAAAGCAUUCAGUCAUGGUCUGCUAGCUUGCAGACCGUAGUUUACAAAAAACAAAAAACAACAAAAAAAAAAGAAUAUUGCAGUGAAUAUGGGAUUCUUUGAGGCUGCAAUACAAUCAUUUAGUUCCCUGUUUCAAAAUAAAAAAUUCUUCCCAUUUACACAGAUGCAUUUUUCCUUUUUUUUUCAGAAAAACAAAAGCAAAUACGAUUGCCUUCAGACCAUUUCUUCAAAAUAUAACAUAUCUAGAUUUUUCUGCUAGCAUGAUAUUCAGGUUUCAAGAAUGAGCCUUGUAAUAUAACUGCGCUAUGCAGUCCUGCUUUAUUUUUUUUCCUGUAAGUUCAGCAUGGGUGUGCCUUCACAAAAACAAAUAAAGAAAGAAAGAAAGACUUUUCCUCUCCAACAAAUUUGGAAUUUUGGGGUGAAUGCUAAAAUUGAAAAAAAAAGUCAGUUUGACCAUCCUUGAUCCCUACCUGAACGAAGAUGGUAUUGGCUUAUAUGUAUUUUUUUAAAAAAAAAUACCUCUUUCUCCAUCAUUAGGGGAAUAAAGGAACAGUUCAGAACUCUGCCCAAAGCUCAAAUGGGUGAUUUCCCCCUUUUUUCUGCUAGGACAGGACAGGUCAAGUGUAUUUAAAGUAAAUUUUCUGUUGAUGCAGUCAAGCUCUGUAUCGUCUCUGGAAAAAGAUAUUAACUCCCCCCCUUAAUAUUUUUAUUGCUUUUGUUUGGAAAAAUAAAACAGCACAAAUCUUUCAGGAGAUUUUUCGGGGCUGCGGGCCCUCUGGCCUCUCCCCCUUCCAAGUUGAAAUCAGUUCUAUGCUUCCUCAAAGAAUAUGGCAGUUCUUUUGUCCACUGCUCCCAAAUUGAUUCCGCUCAUGAACUUGGGUUUGUAUUGCAGCUGUUAAGUUAGUAUACCGUAGACAGUGCUUCUGUUGGCCAAAUGGGUUUGAAUCUGUGCCAUCUGAGAGCCCUUCUCAGGUGAGGUUCUAGGCUAUCUAUGUUUUUUAAAAGUGUGCUCCAAGAUUUGUGAUUCCAGUAACUCUACCUUGGUAUACAGUCGACAAUGGUGGCAGAAUAGAAUGUCUUUCCAUCCCUGGCCAGUCUCUGAAAGAGCUAAUUCUGGAGGGAAAUCUUCCUCUCUCGGAUGAAUCCUGCCUGGCCGAAUUAGCGUGCUUUAUUUCUUCUUACAUGAUGUGUGUAAGUUGGAGAUAAGCCACUAGUGAUGGGAGAUGAAGAAAAUGUUAAUUCUGUAAGUCAUUGUGGAUACUAAAUUUCUCUUUCUCUUGUAAAGAACCAAGGACCACAGUAGUGAAGACAAAUGCUGUUACCCUGAAACGUGCUACUCUCCAGUAAUAUUCCUGUGGUUUUACUGUUUAUUAAAGUAACACUAUGGCCUUGAA